AUGGGCCGUCACAACAGAGGGCAUAGGCACCGAUACUACCACGGCUAUACAGUAGUUCGACGUAAAGAAACAUUUGUACUUCCCGUCAUCCGAAAGUAUGCUAGCGUGAAAAUAUCUGGGAAGCUUUUCGUCUGCAUAGCGACACAGUUGUGUCGAUCUAACACGCGCCCGCUGCAAGCCGGCUCCGCAAAAUCGAUACGCGGCCUGUCUGGUAUCGCGUUGGCGCAAACCCCCCCCCCCCCCCAUCCACCCCGCGCCGUCCGGCGCAAACCCCCCCUCAAGCCGCUCCGGCGACCCAUCCUUCCCGACUGGCCGUACCCCUGGGCUUCGCGGUGCACGUCCGCUCCUUCCGUUUACAAAAACCGAUGCGACUCCAAUAUAGUAAAAGCACAACAAAAACUGGCAACAUGGCGGCACGCGACGUUGCCGCGCCGCGCGACUGACUCGUCACGUGACGUCACGUCUCAAGAUGGCCGCCGUACCGGUCCCGUGGCCCCCCGCUCCCCGAACACCGUCCCCCAACCGGAUCCGACCGCGUUGCUA
Messenger RNA from Iphiclides podalirius (scarce swallowtail), 543 nucleotides. NCBI's taxonomy places the organism in Eukaryota, Metazoa, Arthropoda, Insecta, Lepidoptera, Papilionidae. The record is from the annotation of a GenBank genome assembly.